UUCAGAUGUUCAUUUUAUGUUUCCACUCAAUCUAGUCUUUAUUAUCUGCAUCUCAGUGCUAAUUUUUUACCUUUUUUUAUACCGUUUGCAUGGAACUUCACUUUUCGCCCGCGUUUUUUAAUACAAAACACGUGACUUGUAUUUGAUUGAGUAGGCAGGUUUUUGAUUGGACUGCUCCAAAAACUGCUCCAAAAACUUGAACAAAACGAUGGAUAUAUUUCUUUGCAUGGAAGAAAGUUGCCCAUGUAGCUCACGUGAGUUGAGAACGAGUUAAUAAAACUUAAAUUUCAUGAUACACAAAUGAAACUGUUGACAUUCCACCCUUUCUUUUCUCAUUUAUCUUUAAUCAGUAAAAUGAAACGGUACGAAAAUAGAAGCCUUCAGUUUUGAGAGUUCCGUGCAUUGCUGUUUCUUCCGAUGACAAUUAAUCUCAAUAAAUUGAGCUGUUUUCCACCUGAAAUAAAUUUGUAUCUAUAUAUUGCAUCUCGCAGCCUUAAAGACCAUUCUCUUUAAAAAUACGAAUUCCUCGCUUUCAUAUCCAACUGUUCAUGAAGGAGGCUCGCAUGCAUCACCUGUACUUGAAUGCUCCAUGUUUCUUUUUCGUUGUUAAGUUGUAUGAACCAUAAAAGAUUAAUAAUAAUAAUGAUAAUAAUAAUAAUAAUAAUAAACAUUUUUAGAGCGCAAAUACAAAUAAAAAAUUAUCUAUCUAUGGCGCUUUACAAUGAUAAAAGUUUAUAACUAGAUUUAGAUAAUUAAUAAGAAGUCCUUUACUUGUAAAAAAUCUUAAAACGGCUAAAAUGAAUGUUUAUGCAAUGAAGUCCGUUUGACUAAAAGCAAUUUUAAAGAAAUGCUUACAAAGCAAGGCUAAAUUUUUAUCGACAUUUUAAUCUUAAUCUAUAGUCUUCUGAGCAAGCAAGAUAAUUGUGACUUUGUUGUAAAAUGUUUCGUGGACCAAUUCAUCAAACUUGUGUUGUAUUUGUAUGUUCCAUUACCUAAGAUGUUUUUGUCAUGAAGAGACACUAGCAACGAUUUAAACUUUCUUCUUUUGAUUUAAGAAGUAUUUAGGUUCAGAAUCAAAACAAAUUUCAAGAAUAUUGAGGUUCAUGGCAAGCUUACAUCUCAUGUGAUGAGAAUCUUCGUAUUACCAAACUUUAGACAGCAUUACUCUGAUGUGGAGCAUCACAGGACAGACAUAAAGAGCCAGAAACUGUCAAUCAUUGCUGUUAUCCAACACUUUUGUUUUCCACUAUUCGUUUUGUUUUGUUACUUGUGAUGAUUAUUUGCAGACGGUAAACGUUAAUUCAAAUUGUUAAUGUUUGUCUCCUUUUUGGACAGUGUCAAACAUAUCCUGACACAAAAUUCAAACAGAGAACAUUGUCUUUCCGUUAUAAAUAUUGACAUCAAAUACACCAUGAUUGUUUAAGGUCGCAUAGAAAUAUUACUAAUAGCGUUUGCAGAUGUCUCUAAAAGACAGGAUUGUAGCUCGAUUCAGUUACACUAGUUGAAGCAGUUUGGAGCAGGAGUGGUGGAUCGUCAGAGGAAUUAAGUCUUACUUCCGUGAAAUUGGAUAGAACAAAUCAAGGCCAUUGAGCCAUUGUGCGCAGAUCAUGCCUUCUCCAAGUAUUCAUGAUAUUUUCAAAAGUCCGUCAUCAGAUCGACUGUUGGAACGCAAAAAGCAUUCUGGAAAUCUCGAGUCAACGAUUUCUUCUGUCCGACGCAAACUGAGUGGGAACGCGAUGAAAACGUCGGGAAAAGCAUCUGUUUCUGGGCCUUCUCCAGAGACUUCAAAGUCAAGGAGAAAGGGUGUAGUGAAGAGGCUGUCAGUCCAGUCAGCAUCUUGUAUCGAGGAAAUGAAGCAUAAUAGCUCAGAUAACGACAUACGGCUUGCUGUGGUUGGCUCAGAGCGCACUGGAAAAUCAGCGUUAACAGUUCGGUUCCUUACGCGAAGAUUUAUUGGUGAAUAUGAUUCCUGUUGCGAUUCUCGGUUUCAAAGGGAAAUAUUUCUCGCUGACACCAGAAUAGCAUUGGAUGUCAAAGAUACUUCAAAAAUGUAUUGGAUGACAGAGCCAAAGAAACUGAUAAACUGGGCAUCAGCCAUAAUUGUUGUUUAUUCAGUUACAAGUAGACAAAGUUUUCUUGAUGCCGAAAAAAUUUUGCAAAUGAUUCACGAAUCGAAACCACUGGAGCAGGGAUGUACUUUAUUACUUGGGAACAAAGAAGACCUAGGACAUUUGCGGGAGGUCUCUUCAAAGGAGGGUAAACGACUUUCGGUGCAUUACGGCGUACGGUUCAACGAAGUUUCGGCAGCGGAGGGUUACGAGAAUGUAUACAAUACCAUUAUGAAAUUACUUGUCGAAGCUCUAGUAGUGGAGAAAGCGAAACAACACGAUGCGAGUAGAAGACUUUCAAUUUCAAAUGAAUCGUUAUCAAGCAGUGGACCAGGUAGUCCAAAGACAACGAUUCGACAGUUCAUGAAGGACACUAUAAGUUCUGUCAUGAUGACGCCGAGGCUCAGUCGACGGACUCUAACCGUUUAAAUCCUUUCUGCAUAACGCCGUUGUCAACUACUGACAAAGAGAAACGUCAUGUUUCUGGAAGGGAGUGGGAUAAUAAUCUGUGGCCAAUUGCCUCUAAUCUAUUGCAGCUCAUCCACUCAUUGUUCGUGGUCUCGAGUAAGCCCUGAGUUGAGCCACGUUGUGUCAUGACUUUAUGAAAAGAUGUCCCUACUCCAUUUUGUUUCACAACAACCUAUACGAUUUCAAAAGAAGAGCUAGACGUUUUUCGUCAACAAUAUCUGCGAGUUGUUUGUUCAGAUACAUUGAAAUUGAUAAAGAUAACAAAAUAGACGUGAUUGUUUUAUUUAUCGAUAAUUUUAUAGUUAUGUGAAACAGUUUUUGGUGUGA
Messenger RNA from Rhopilema esculentum, 2903 nucleotides. RefSeq names its product ras-related and estrogen-regulated growth inhibitor-like protein A. Lineage: Eukaryota; Metazoa; Cnidaria; Scyphozoa; Rhizostomeae; Rhizostomatidae. Gene Ontology annotation, molecular function: GTP binding; GTPase activity. The record is from RefSeq and is a predicted model, not a curated record.